UGUGUGUUCCGUUGAAACCUGUCCGGCGGAAGUUGUGAUCAGGGCCUCGUCACAAAAGCAAUGGCGAGCGGUAUCGGCAAACACAAGAUACUGAAUGUGGGGCCGACGGAGCCCUGGUCAGUCAGGGAGAAAUUGUGCCUGGCCUCCUCUGUUAUGAGGAGUGGAGACCAAAACUGGGUAAGUGUAAGUAGAGCCAUCAAGCCUUUCGCAGAGCCUGGCCGUCCACCAGACUGGUUCUCACAAAAGCACUGUGCCUCACAAUAUUCAGAACUGCUGGAAGCGACUGAAGCCCCUAAGCGUAAGCGCGGUGAGAAGGGUGAGGUGGUCGAGACCAUUGAAGAUGUCAUCGUUCGUAGGCUGACCGCUGAGAGAAUAGAAGAGUUAAAAAAACUUAUACGAGACACACAAGAGCAGUACAGGAAGUUGAAGAAGGAGGUGGAUCUGAUACAGAUGGGUCACAUGGACUCACAGCUGAAAGAGCUUUGGGGAGAGAUCACACUAAAGAAGAAGCAGGACGAGGAGGAAGCAGAGCAGAAGAGGAAAGCCACAGAAAUGGCGUACCAAGCUCGCCAGGCAGUGAAAAACACACCCAAGCGUCUGCCCAGUGUGACUGUACGGUCUCCCCUGGGUGCCAGCCCGCCAACGCUGGAUUCUCAGACUGACUCUUCAGCGCCCACUCCACCCAUGGAUACAGGAGCUGGUGUCUCAGAAGAUACAACCACCACCCACUCAGUUGCUCAGGGGGUAGGAGUGUUUCUGCCAGCAGCAGACCCUCCAGGACCUGGGCCCAAAGAUGGUGGACUCGCUGCUCUAGUAGAUGACUCUCCACAGAAAAGGCUCCUAGCCCAGAAGGCCACACCGCCACCCUCACCUCUACUGUCAGAACUGCUGAAAAAAGGCAACCUCAUCUCAGCCAGCCCUCGCCUGGUUGCAGAGGGCGACUCAACUGGAAGCCUAACUAAUGGCAUACAGACUGCUACGGCAGCCACUGCCUUACCACCUGGUCAUGACAUCAUCACAGAGGGGGAAGCAGAGGCCGCAGUGAAGGCAGAGCUCGGUGAGGACACGGGAUUAGUAGAAGAAGACCUCGUGGCUGUGUCUUACAUUGGUGAUGAACUGGACCUGGAGACAGUGGGAGACAUCAUUGCCAUCAUAGAGGAGAAGGACGAUGACCCUGUGGCUUUGGAUGCAGCUGCGGUGGAAGCAGCUCUCUCUCUGUGCGAAGAGGCCGUGUCAGAAGGUCACACCCUCCCUGGCCCCUGGGAGACGCAGGAGCUAAAAGCUUCAGAGCCCACAUCCACCAUCCAAGAGUCAGCGCCCCCACAGACACCUCAGGAUAUGGCUGCAACAUUAGCCCCGACACCUGCCAGCCAGGAGACACAAAACCAGCCAGAUACUAAAAGGGAAGAACCGCUUAAGGGAAACUAUGAAGGACCUGAGGUGACAGGAAGUGAUGUCACUUCUUCUGUCACCUCUGAUGAUGGUGUAGCAGCAAGUGAAGUCGCAGAGGAGGGGCCCGUGGUCAAAGAAGUCACUGAAGCUACAGUGAAGAGUGAAGGAGAGGAGUGGAGUCAGCCUGAACCCAACCCACCUUGCUUAGACUCUGAGGACAGCUCUGUGUCCGGGAAAGAGUCCAAGGAGGUGAAGGAGGAGGAGGCAGGGAGCGAGGGCGACCCCGAAGAAGCAAUGGAGCUGAAGGAUGAGUGUGGAGAGGGGGAGGGUCCAUAUUUAUCUGAGGUGGAUCGGGCAGCAAGUGAGAGUGAGGAUGGAUACGGCCCGCCCUCCCAGCGCUACACUGCUGAUUCACUGGCCAGCAGCCCGGCCUCUUCUUCCCAGCUCUCUACAUGUGGCGAAGACCAGGAGGCGGUCCAGGCGCAGAAGAUCUGGAAGAAAGCCAUUAUGCUGGUGUGGAGAGCUGCAGCCAAUCACAGGUACGCCAGCGUCUUCCUACAGCCUGUGUCAGAUGACAUCGCCCCAGGUUACCACAGCAUUGUACACAGACCCAUGGACCUGUCGGCCAUAAAGAAGAACAUCGAGUCCGGUGUUAUCCGUACCACCGCUGAGUUCCAGCGCGACAUCAUGCUGAUGUUUCAGAAUGCCGUCAUGUACAACUCGUCGGACCACGACGUGUACCACAUGGCGCUGGAGAUGCAGCGCGACGUCCUGGAGCACGUCCAGCAGUUCCUGGCCACCCAGCUCAUCAUGCAGACCUCAGAGAGCGCCAUCUCUGCCAAAAGCCUCCGAGGCAGGGAGGGAAAUCGUAAACCAGGAGAGCCAGCCGAGAAGGAUGGAGGCACUAGGGGGCGGCGAAGUGCCAUGGAGGCCGACCUCAAGAUGAAGAAGUAGUGCAAGAGGGGGCUGAGAGCUGCUCUUCGAAUGUUGCAGCUGAUUGCUUUCUGGUCACUUUGGUCGUUUUCUGAAGAGGACUGUGCCGUCUCCAUGUGCCUGGUUUUUGUGUGCACACACACACACACACCUAUGCUAAGGUACAUAAGUGUGUGUGUGUCUGUGUGUCUGAGAGAGCUGCACAGCGUUUCCUCCUCUCCCAUUCAUGGGGCGCCAUGGGAUGUUGCACCAAUUUUCCCAAGAAUCAUUUCACCAGCACGGGUAGCGGGGUCAUAAUUUGCCCCUGCUGCAACACAACAAGGACUUUGUGAUAGAGAACAAUACUUUCACCAGCAACAGUUUGUUUGGGAUCAGAUGGAAACGGGCCAGUUCUACUUGGCAGGUUUGAUCACUUUGAGUCGUGCGUACGUCCUGCACCCGAUUAUGCUCAGUCCCUUUGGGCUGAACAGACGUCAACAACGAAGAUGGCCACAUGAGCAACCAUGAUGUAUAGUUCCACAAAUUCAAAGCGAGUCUUCUAGCGCCGCAUGUUGGGCUGACACCACCCCGAGCUAAGAAAUCUAUUAGUUUGACCACUUCUAAAGCAUAAUGGUAAAAUAAGAGUUACUUAAAAUAUUUCAUAAAAUAGAUUUCUGAUUUUUUUUUUGGUUGCAAAAUUGUGGUUUGUGUCUUCUAUUAAUAGUAAUUUAAUUGAUUUGAUUCAAUCUGUUGGCCAGUGUAUACCAGUGCAUGUUUCAGCCCAUUAAACUGCAGAUUUUUCACUUUUCUACUGAUCGUACUUCUGAGUACAAUUGAUAAUAAGGGUAAUAUAUAUAUAUAUAUAUAUAUAUAUAUAUAUAUAUAUAUAUAUAUAUAUAUAUAUAUAUAUAUAUAUAUAUAUAUAUAUAUAUAUAAAAUUCAGCCACAGGUUAAACUUAUAUCACAGAAGCAGGAAACUCAGUAACACUUUGACUCUCAACACUGAGCAGGGCUGCCACUGAUGUUUGGCAACAAGCUCUUAACCCGAGGUAUCGGCAGCACCAAAAAGAGGCUUUCAAAACAUUACCCGGCUCUUGCAGUUAUUUAAUUAGGUUGACCUCAAAUGUUAAAGCCCUUAUACUAGGAAAUACACUAAGGCCUAAAGUUGCCCUUGAAGACAGGAAGCAGCUUUAAAAACCAGUGGUUUGUGAAAAAACAGCUGUUAUUUAAUGGGCUUUAACAGUUUGUUGCUGAAUCAUUGCCACUUAUUUAGGCUGUGUGCUGUGUAUAGAGCACAGGAAAUGUUUUUGUAAUGCGUGUCAAGGAGUGAAGUUUUGUACUGGAAAAGGUUCAUGUAGUUGUGUUUGGGUAGCUGAUACGUUUGUGUAAAUUUGUUAAUAAAGAUUUGAUCCAAAUGUGUAAGGGUCAGUUUGGGGAUUUAA
Molecule: messenger RNA, 3746 nt
Organism: Oreochromis aureus
Lineage: Eukaryota; Metazoa; Chordata; Actinopteri; Cichliformes; Cichlidae
Gene: brd8b
Product: bromodomain containing 8b
Exons: 18
Coding region: 61-2346 (761 amino acids)
Cellular component (GO): NuA4 histone acetyltransferase complex
Molecular function (GO): protein binding
Source: RefSeq, a predicted model, not a curated record